This is a messenger RNA of Eucalyptus grandis, 1962 nucleotides long. Its product is annotated as VAN3-binding protein. Gene Ontology annotation, biological process: phloem or xylem histogenesis; auxin-activated signaling pathway; leaf vascular tissue pattern formation. The record is from RefSeq and is a predicted model, not a curated record. The transcript is spliced from 8 exons. Bases 532 to 1749 code for a protein of 405 amino acids. Lineage: Eukaryota; Viridiplantae; Streptophyta; Magnoliopsida; Myrtales; Myrtaceae.
AGAAAGAAAUUAACAUUCCCGCUGCUCGUUCCGAGAGCGCGUAAAACGAAAGAGAAAUCUCUCUCGGCGGUUCGGCCGGCCACUCGAUGAGGUUCAUGCACGGUGACUUUUGGUCGGCAUUGCACGCACUCUUUUGGGAAAUACGGACCCAAUCCACCGAAAGUCGUCGAUCUCGUUACCCGCGAAGCGUCGUGCACUCCGAAUUGUCUGUUUCUUGCAAUAAUAUACAAUGUUCUGUGAUGGAACGUCGUGACGAAACAGCCUCCGCUAAUCCUGGGCCAUGUUCGUUUAGGGAUAUAUAAAGGUUGAGCCCCUUUCUUUGCUUUGAGAGAUUGUGCGUGACACGAGGGAGAGCUGAGAAGCCACUUGGUUAAUACUUCUGCGAGGACCAUUUCAUGUCUCUUGUCUGAAAAGGAGUCUCCUUUUUCUAAAUCAGCAGGAGUGGCUGAAGUAGUCUGAACUGCACUUGGCGAAAGCUAUAUGGUUCUCAGAAGAAAGGCAAACAGAAAGGAAUAACUUUCAGGAAUUGUUAUGGAUAGUGUGCGUCACUUCAGUUGGAAGUUCAACUCUUCCCUCAAGCUGGAAAAUGUGGAAGAGGAUGAGGAAAUGAAAGGAGCUUCUCCGUUGCCAUCGGUCCCUCAGCCACAGACGCCGAAGGAGCCGAUGGAGUUCUUGUCGAGGUCGUGGAGCCUUUCGCCAUCGGAGGUUGCAAAAGCUCUGGCUCACAAAAGGAACGACAUUCACACGAUACAUGACAAGAACCUCAAUACAUGUCCCCAGCCACAGGCACCUGCUGCUCCUCAACUUCUUGCAGCGAAGGUUAUCAAUUCAGCUCAUGGUAAGAGGACGGGGUCUUUUGGGAAAUGGUUCCACCACCACCUCCACCACCACCACCACCACCACCACCAUGGUCAUAAGGAGCAUGAUAGGAGCACGAUGAAGAAGAAAGAGAGCCUGCGCAUGGAAAACGCCCAUGUGCAUUCGGCUGUUUCUAUUGCAGGGCUAGCUGCCGGUUUGGCUGCUGCAGCUGCGGCGCAAAGCUCCAAUUCGGAUUCAAAGAUGAGUGUGGCUUUGGCCUCGGCCACAGAACUACUAGCAUCACAUUGCGUCGAACUAGCUGAACUAGCCGGAGCUGAGCAUGAUCGAGUGGCAACUGUUGUCCAAUCAGCUGUGGACAUUCAUAGUGCGGGAGAUCUCAUGACUCUCACAGCCGCCGCCGCUACUGCUUUGAGAGGAGAAGCGGCGCUGAAAGUAAGAAGGAGAAACGAAGCAAGGAGGAAUGCUGCGAUAAGUCCCUAUGAUAGGGGAAUGGCAGAAACACACAUGACUCUUCGCAGCCACAUCGAAGAAAGCAGCACUCCCUGCGAAGGUGAACUUUGGCUGCACACAACAAAAGGAUUAUUUCAAAUGAAGCAUGCUUCUGUGUACAUUAACAAAAAGUCCCAGGUCAUUCUGAAGCUGAAAAGCAAGCACAUUCGAGGAGCAUUCUCGACCAACAGUAAAUGCAUAGUUUAUGGAUUAUGCGAUGAGAAUUCCGCCUGGCCAUACAGGAAAGAAAGAGACAACCCCGAAGAAGUCUUCUUUGGUCUCAGAACUGCACAGGGUUUUCUAGAGUUCAAGUGCAAGAAUAAGGCCCACAAGCAGAGAUGGGUUGAUGCGAUUUACAACCUGCUUCGUCACGGUAACUGGGUUGAAGCUACUGAGGUCUCUCCAGAGCUUCUAAACAUCAGUCAAAGCAUCAGCAUAUGAAUUUUUGAUGGUGUCUGUUUCAGUAACAGGACAUGAAGAAACUCCAUUAAUGAAAUCAGGAGUCUGAAUCCAAUGCCUGUUUAUCUUUUGACAGUAAAUAUCUUUUCCCCUUCUUCCGUUGUCCUAAUACAUGCAGAAAAAGCAAGAUAACUGUCCAAACAAGCUUUGAACACUGUACUUGGGUAUUUUUCAGGAGCAUGAUAUUAAGAAACA